Molecule: messenger RNA, 1157 nt
Organism: Capsella rubella
Lineage: Eukaryota; Viridiplantae; Streptophyta; Magnoliopsida; Brassicales; Brassicaceae
Product: putative pentatricopeptide repeat-containing protein At1g43010
Exons: 2
Coding region: 201-878 (225 amino acids)
Cellular component (GO): mitochondrion
Molecular function (GO): protein binding
Source: RefSeq, a predicted model, not a curated record
CUCGGAAUCAAUCUUUUGUAUUAGACAUGCCAGAUGCGUGAAAAGUUGUUAAGUCACGAAUAUAAAAUCCUAACUAAGCCAAGGCCACUACCAGUUUUAGCUAUUAUAAGUGAGAUAGUUGUUACGUCACGGAUAUGGUCAUAUGGAAACAGUACUCCACUGGACUGUUAUCAAUCAUUUUUUUAUUGUAACUAAAAACCAUGAAGCCGAUUUUACAACAACAUGCAAAGCGCAUUCUUGUUUGCGGUUACAAGAGUUCUUUGUUCCGUUCCUACGCAACCCUGUGGUCACCCGAGGCAAGCCAAACUCUGCAGCUUCGGAUCAAAGCGGCUUUACAUCCUACACAACAACCCUUGCUCGGUCAAUGGCAGCAACAGGAGAAACCGCUGUACAUCAAAGGGCUCAUCGAAAAUUUUCAAGAUUCUAAUCGGUUUCCUCAAGAACUCGAGGCAUCAAAAUGGAUGGGUGAAGAAAAGGUGUGUACAGCUCAUCUUCAUCUGACUGAGACAGUGUUGGGUUUGGAAGAAACAGAGAAGUUCUUCAAAACCAUCCCUUCAAACAUGAGAGAUUACUCAGUCUACUCCACGCUCUUGACCUCUUACACGAGAUCUGAGAAAACGUUGGAUAAAGCCGAGUCUACUUUCAAGAAGAUGAGAGAACUCGGCUUCCUCUGGAAAUCGUCACGGUUCAACUCGAUGAUUUCUCUAUACAGCCAGCUGGGAAAAGGAAAUAUGGUCGAUAAGCUGUUUAUGAGAAGGUGGGUUGAUGAAGAAGGAAUCAAACUGGAGAGAGACACCGUCGCAGAAAUGGCAAAUGCUUAUGUUAGAGUUUGUUCGGAGAUGUAUUAUGGUAACGUGGUAAGGAGUGCAAUAGGGUGAUACAAACUCUUUGGGACAAGUUCAAAAAGAGCGAAGAGGAUUAUCAAACCGUGAUGAGCUCUUUGUCGAAACUUGAGGAUGUCAAAGAAGCUGAGGAUAUAUAUGGAGAGUGGAAAGAAAAUGGAAUGGUAACCAAAAAGACAAUAAUGCUGUUACAUGUUUUGAAUCUGCUCUUGAUCUUGGUCACUUUGAGCCUUCCUUUUUUUGUUUGCUUUGAGCAUUCCUCUGGUUGUUUUGAGUGUUAUCUUGACGCACAUUAGUAUCACUCAACUUCUUAGA